Protopolystoma xenopodis is the source of this 366-nucleotide messenger RNA. The record is from the annotation of a GenBank genome assembly. Lineage: Eukaryota; Metazoa; Platyhelminthes; Monogenea; Polystomatidea; Polystomatidae.
GCCCAUCCAUUCGGUACUGAAUAUGCCUGUUUCCAUCCUGCCUAUGUGUGUCUGACUAUCCAUCUGCACAUCCACUCUCGACAUUUGUACAUAUCCAGUUUGUCCUCUGGGCUCGUCUGUCUUUUCGUCUGCCCCCUUGUCAAUCUGCAGUUCUAUCCGCCCCAAACCUGUCUGGCUAUCGAUCUGUCUAUUUGUAUAGGCAAAUUGCAACUUUACAUGAGAGUCAUCAACUCUCCCUCUCAUCGGCACAAGGGUAGUCAGACCGACAAGCACCGAGGUAACCACCACUGUUUCCAUGCCUCAUGCAGUUUAUACGUAAUGCCUUGCGUACUGGCUCGACCGACUCCCGUUUUGCUCUACCAUUAA